This is a messenger RNA of Ilyonectria robusta, 1711 nucleotides long. Its product is annotated as major facilitator superfamily transporter. Gene Ontology annotation, biological process: transmembrane transport. The transcript has 4 exons. Gene Ontology annotation, molecular function: transmembrane transporter activity. Gene Ontology annotation, cellular component: fungal-type vacuole membrane. The record is from RefSeq and is a predicted model, not a curated record. NCBI's taxonomy places the organism in Eukaryota, Fungi, Ascomycota, Sordariomycetes, Hypocreales, Nectriaceae. Bases 165 to 1628 code for a protein of 487 amino acids.
GUUUGGGGUAGCAUUCGUUCGUCCAACAUCAACAUUGCUGCCCGAUGGAACUCGUCGCGUAGCCCAUUUAAUGCUCUUGGCCGUUCCCAUGUGUUUUGAGUCUUCUUGAUCCUUUGCUGUCCUGUAUUACUCUCUGUACUCGCUGCUUCGUUCCGUGAUCCACAAUGUCAGGCAAAACCUCAUCUCCAGCGCCCCACGGUUCAAGUGGGGGCUCGGAGAAGCACCAAGAAGACAUUGAGAAGCGACGAGAAGUGACAGAACAACCGCUCCCUUCGUCUACUUCAGAUAAUGAGCAGGAUGACGAUGACGACGAUGUACGAGACACAUCAAACCAGCCGGCACAGGACCUUGAAAGGAUGAGCACUCUUGGCACAGUCCUGAGCAGGCUACGUUCGCGACGAAGCGCCGUGAUUGAACCACCGCCUGACGGAGGCUUGAGAGCUUGGAUGGUUGUGUUUAGCACGCAUCUAGUAAUGAUGGAUACUUGGGGUAUCAUUAAUUCUUUCGGUGUCUUUCAGCCGUACUACAUGGACAAGCUGAACCGCCCGCCCGCGGAUAUUUCUUGGAUCGGUUCAUUUGAGGUUUUCCUCCUCUUCUUCAUUGGCACCUUCGCGGGCCGUCUAACCGAUGCCGGCUACUUCCGCCCUCUAUACAUCGUGGGCGUUAUACUCGUCAGCUUGGGCACGUUGAUGACUUCCUUCUGUUCCACCUACUGGCAGUUCUUUCUUGCACAAGGCAUUUGCGUGGGCCUCGGCAACGGCCUCCUCUUCUGCCCGUGCAUGGCCGUCACUUCGACCUACUUUGCGAAGAAACGAUCACUUGCCUUUGGCCUCACCGCAGCCGGCAGUACCACAGGUGGACUAAUUUUCCCAAGCAUGGUGAGGCAACUCCUUCCCCAGAUUGGGUUCGCAUGGACGAUUCGCUCCAUAGCCUUGAUCCAGUUCGCGACGCUCAUCUUGGCCGGCUUCUUCAUGAAGUCGCGAAUCCCACCCCGCAGCGCAGGGCCGUUGGUCGAGUGGGCAGCCUUCAGAGACUUAGAAUACACUUUCUAUGCCAUCGGCGCCUACCUGGCAUUCUGGUCGACAUAUUUCGCAUUUCACUAUCUCGCCGCAUUUUCUCGCGAUAUCCUCGGCAUGUCCUACUCCUCCUCGCUAGACCUACUCCUAGUUCUCAACGGUAUCGGUGGCCCUGGUCGGGUUAUUCCUGCAUAUAUCGGAGAUAAAAUCGGUCCCGUCAACGUAUACAUGAGCUGCACACUAGUAGCGGGCUUGAUCAUGUACUGCUGGGCCGCCGUCGAUUCCGUUGCAGGCUUGUACGUGUGGGCCAGUUUCUAUGGCAUUGCAGUUGGCGGUGUCCAAAGUGUGUUCCCUGCUGGUCUGACGAGUCUCACAGCAGACCCGCAGAAGCAGGGGACGCGAAUGGGCAUGGUCUUUACGAUCGUGAGCUUUGCCACGUUGACGGGUUCGCCCAUAGCUGGAGCAAUCAUCAGUUCUCAAGGGGGUAAAUAUGUUGGCGCACAAGUCUUUUCAGGGACUUCAAUGGUGUUGGCGACGGUAUUCAUUGCUGCGGCAAGGGCAGUCAAGACGCGAAAGACAGGGCUGGCCAUCUUCUCUCUGGCAAAGGUAUAAAUCCAGACAAAUGUGGAUUAAUAGUAUUAACAUGCACUCUAUACUUUUUAAAUUGGCGAAUCAAAAGCAUAUUAUUUCUAUUA